Metarhizium album ARSEF 1941 is the source of this 4080-nucleotide messenger RNA. Its product is annotated as JmjC domain-containing protein. The coding region runs from base 1 to 4080 and encodes 1359 amino acids. NCBI's taxonomy places the organism in Eukaryota, Fungi, Ascomycota, Sordariomycetes, Hypocreales, Clavicipitaceae. The record is from RefSeq and is a predicted model, not a curated record. The transcript has 2 exons.
AUGCCAACUUCACUUCACCCACAGGCCAAAUUCGAUCCCAUUCCACCGGACCUUGACUUGCAGGGCCUAGUAGAUCGCACGCCAAACUUCAAAUGGGUUCAGAGAGUCUCAAGGAUUCAAAUACUUCGUCUUGGCCAGCAAGGAUUUGAAAAACUUAUUCAAAUACAUGUCAUUGCUGGAGGGAAGCCAUUAGUCAUUGAUGGCUGGGAUGCACUUUUGUCAAAGGAGCUUUUCAAUGUCAGCUGGCUUGAGAAGACGUAUGAUAAAAAAGAGGAGAAUGUUCGCGACAUAAAUGCCGGAACAGAUAUUCCGAUGACGACCGGACAUUAUCUGAGGUCAAUGAAGCAACUGACAAACCAAUGGACUCCACAAAACUACCGUGACGAGCGUCGACAACGACUUUAUCUGAAAGACAUCGACUGUCCUGUGGAAUGGCGACGUGAGCUGCAGACAAUUUUGCAUCCCAACUUAUUCUAUCUGAACGACAAUGUAACGACAUCGGGUUCAUCGAAUUCAGCACAACCACCUGGAGGCGAUAGGCAAGAUGGUGCGAGCUCUAUAGCUCCCGCCGGGGACCUUAUGUCAAGCCUACCGGAGGAGAUGCGGGCCGAAAACUUGAUGUGCUAUGUUGGUCACGAAGGUACCUAUACGCCAGCGCAUCGUGAGAUGUGUGCCUCUGUUGGACACAAUAUCAUGGUGGAGACCUCAGGUGACAGUCCGGGAGAAAGACCCGGAAGUUCUAUCUGGUUUAUGACCGAAAGUAAAGAUCGAGACGUGGUCCGUGAAUACUUCUUGUCCAUGUUGGGUCAUGAUAUUGAGAUUGAAAAGCAUUUUGCGCAAAUCAACGCCUGGAAAAAGGCACCUUUCGAUGUCUACCUUGUGGAUCAGCGCGCCGGUGACUUUAUUAUCAUUCCGCCGCUGGCAGCGCACCAAGUCUGGAACAGAGGCACACGAACAAUGAAAGUAGCCUGGAAUCGCACCACCCCUGAGACUCUGUGCCUGGCGCUUCGCGAGGCUCUACCAAAAGCGAGACUGGUGUGUCGUGAUGAACAGUAUAAGAACAAGGCCAUGAUAUAUUUUACUCUCCACAAGUAUUAUCAACUCCUGAAAGAAAUGGAAAGACAAGAAGAUAUGACCCAGAAUAGCCUCAUGGGGAUCGGACGAGAUAUUGUCAGAAAUUCACCUCGGGCAAGACAACUCGCUGGAGACUUCAGGUCCCUAUUCACUCUUUUCACGGAAAUACUCGUUGACGAGACUUUUGCAUACAAAGAGAAGAGCGUCGAAAAAUUGGCCUUUGACUCAUGUGUCACUUGCUCGUACUGCCGCUGCAAUAUAUUCAAUCGAUUCCUGACCUGCAAAAAUUGCACAAGGGCUCUUGUUGACGGAGAUGAAGAUGCAUACGACAUAUGCAUGGAAUGUUACGCCAUGGGAAGAUCUUGUGCUUGCUUAUCCGGUCUUCAAUGGUGUGAACAAUGGUCUUGGUCUGAGCUUAGCGAGAAAUAUGAGCUAUGGCGUGAAAUGGUCAUUAUCAAUGAUGGCUUCGUUGAUUUGCAUGGCUCACCUCCUCCUUUUGAGGCAGCUAGACAAAAAUCGGCUAAGAAAUCAGUGGCACAGAUAUGCCAGGAGGCUCUCAUCAGGCGCCCCUGGAAAGACAUCACGAAACAAGAUUUCGGCAAAGUUUCAAGCGAUUCUGAGCAAGGAGACGUCGAGGAUGGCCCCAAGAAAAAAACAAAAAGAAAACAAAAGAAGGGCGAAGUCCGCCGAUGUCAUGUAUGCUGUCACAAGGACUACAGUUAUCGAGUUCAUGAAUGCUCGAAUCCGGAGUGUGCAGAGGCAUAUUGCUACGGUGUCCUCUAUAGAGCUUUCGAUAUGAUGCCGCAAGCAGUCUUGCAGGAUGAAACCUGGCAAUGCCCCAAAUGUUUGGGCAUUUGCAAUUGUGGGCAUUGCCGUCGGGCAGGAAACAUGAACCCAUAUACCCCCAGGAACACGUCACUUGGCCAUGAUACUCGGCCAAUCGCGGAUGACCGGAGUGUAGAAGCCCUGGUUGAUUUUCGCGUGCACAAUUUGUCCUGGCUGAAGGCUGCUGGAGAGGAAAGCCGGAGCAGAGACAGUCGCAGAAUGCAAAGAUUGCGGCAACAAGCCGACCACGCUAAAGCACGAAGCGAGCUGGCUGGAGUCGAAGGUGGAAAGGCUUUCCCUGAAGACGGCGAUAGUUCUCAGAGGGUCGCAAACACGGACCAAGACCCGCGGGGUUUUGAAAGACAAGGUGUUAGCGACUAUCCCACACUGGCAUUGGAGUCCGGGAACAACUCACAGCCAAGGCCGGACUUAGGGGGAUCAGCGGUUGCGCAGGACUGUAUAUCUCCUUACCCAGAUCCGUCUGUGGCUUCAAAUUAUGGCAUCGGGAUGGGGUACUAUGAGCAGGACGAUACCCCGGACAAAAUUCUCUUUGAUCCAUAUAACGCUCCUCUUACUGCUAUACCCCUGGCCGACCUCGAAGUACCUGAUUCUGUCAAGAAGUCUAUUCGUGCCGCGAAGAGAAAAGCCAAACGAGAUAGUGAGGACCCGGAUUUCACUGUAGGGAGAUCUAGUCACAAAAGGAUCCGGCAUAUGAGUGGUGCAGAUAUAUUGGAUAAUGUGGACCCCGCUCUCUUUGAUACGGAAUCAUCAAUGUCAUUCACAUUACGCCAAAAACGUACGCAAUCGAGCAUUGCCAUAGGACCUCUCACAAACGACCACGAUACAAAUCAAGAGCCAUCUUCAACAAGAUCCCUCGCUGGAGAUAUAUCCACGGAACCCACCCUUCGGCAUGCAAGGCCCCUGGCAUCAUACGUAGAAGUUGACGAUCUUGACAUGGAAGAGAUAGAGGAGGGCGAAACGGUUGCCGAGAGAUCUGCUCCGGAGUUCGUUUUGGACGAUACGAGUGCGAAAUCGACCGAACUUGUGCAACUGUCGGAAGAUCAACGUGGUCUAGUUGAGCAGAAGGCACUUGAGCAGAAACUCUCGGCAACAAGAAGAAACCUCGAGUCAAGUCGGAGCGGAAAAAGACGCGGUCGGCCUCCUGGUCGGCCUUCCCGGGUCAAUGUGAGGCGUGUCGACUCUACAUCAACGGCCAACCCAAUAAGCCCCGCGCCAGGGAUCCACACGCGUGGUCGGCCAAGGAAAUCAAUGAUCGUCUCCUUAAAGCAAUCGGAUGCACCAACAACUGCAAAAACAGCAGCAUUGGGAGAUCAAGAUGAAUAUCCAGGCGAGGUUUUCGACACUUCCAGUGUGAAGUUGAGCAAUAAUCAAGAGCCAAGAAGCAGUUCCCCAGCUGGGCUGUCUUUACCAACCCGUGUCGGAUCUGGGCGUGGAGCUGGGACGGUCGGAAUAUCCCAAGAGCGUAAACUCAAAAAUGUUGGCCGUGUAGUGACUGGGACCCGCUCUAAUCCCAAAGGAAAGAUAAUGCGACUAGACUCGAAGAGCCGUGCCUCCCAGUUAAGAGACUUGAAGUCUGCAGACCAGCCAUUCAUGUCAAUGGCCCAAAGAUUGGCUCUCAGAGGGAGAAAGUUUAAGAUUGGGACGCGAAAAGCUACUGCCAGUGGUUUGUUGAACGUCAGGGACGAUGAAAUACAUGAUUCUGAAGCACCAGAGUCUGCGAAUAAAGAUUUGUGUCGAGUGGGAACGUCAGUGGCUGGUCGCACAGAAAGUAGCCGUCGUCAUGAGUCGCAAAAUCUGCUUGGUACACAAACAAGCCCGGCGGUCAAGGGACGAAUCACUGAUAUCUCAGACGAUGAACAACUACCCGUUUACAAACCGUCAGAUAUGCCCGUUAGCCAGAAAACUGUCGUUAGACUGACUGAUAUGGUGUCCAGCGAAGACGAGCAUGAGCAUGAGAGCACAGCAGACGCGGCGAUAGCAUCUAGCGAUGAAAGCAAUGACAGUGACAUCCCGGCAAGCUGGCUGGACAGCGGAGAACGUGCUCCAACCGAAUCAGGCUAUGCCGGCUGUCGUGGGGGAAAGAGGGGGGGAAGAAGAGGGAGAGGAAGGCCUAGAGGUCGCCCCCGUGGCCCGAGCCGCGGCCGCAGAACCAAUUCAUGA